AUGGCAGGGCCGGGGGGCGACGGGGACCUGCGGCGCCUGCUGAAGCUGCACCGCACCGAGAUUGCCAUGGCGGUGGACGACGUGUUCCCGCUGCUGCACGGCCUGGCUGACCACGACGUGGUCCCUGAGCACAUCUUCAAGGAGACGCUGAGCCGGGCGGAGCAGGAGGGCUCCCAGCGCGCCUUCCACGCGCUGCUCACCUGGCUGCUGGGCCGUGACGCCGCCGCCCUGCGCGACUUUUGGGCCGUGCUCUUCAAGGACUACAACCUGGAGCGCUACACCCGGCUCCGGCCCGUCCGCAGCGCCUUCCCCAGAGAGGCAGAGCUGGGUCGGCAGCGCCGUGGCAGGUGUCCGUCCCCCGGCCCCACGGCACCGGCCCCACACAGAUCCCAAGGCAAGAGGAAAGCCCCCGAGGAGCGGGACAAGGCCCGGGCGGCACAGCCCUCGCCACGGCACGCUGCCAGUCCUGGGCCCCUGGCAAAGGCAAAGACUGUGAAGAAGCCGGAGGGCGCAGAUAUCCCCCGCACCCCUCGUGCCGGCGCCCUCCAGGCAGUGGCUGCCUCAGUGCAGAGAGCAGUGGCUGUGGCGGGUGGUGAGGUGCCCGGCAGCCGUGGGGCCAUCGAGGGCAUCCUCAUCAAACACGUGCUGGAGCCAGGCAGCUCCAGGACAGGCAGCAGAGCUGGGGAUGAGCCAUAUGCCCAGGCUGCCUGCGAUGAGCCAGGGACCAGGAGCAGAAGCCACAGCCUGAAGCCCCCUGCCCAGCCCAAAGCAUCCCAAAGUAACAGGGAACCCCAGCUGCACCCCCAGGGCCAGCUGCCAGUGCCCACCAUGUACAGCCAGGACCCUGUGCCCCACCAGGAGAAUGAGGACGAGUGUGCAGUCUGCGGUGAUGGCGGUGAGCUUAUCUGCUGUGAUGGCUGCCCCAGGGCCUUCCACCUCACCUGCCUGGUGCCCCCGCUGCCCCGUGUCCCCAGUGGGACGUGGCAAUGUGGCUCCUGCGUGACGAGUGUGGCUGAGCCGGACCGGCUGCCAGAGGCAGAUGUGGCUGUGCAGCAACCCCCCGAGAUCCCAGGGCAUGAGGGAUGUGACACCCGGCUGGGUGGAGCUGAUGGAAGCAUCUGUAGCCGGUGCUUCACCAGGAUCCCCACCCCCUGCCACUGCCCUGCUUCCAGUGUGGAGCUCAGGGGGCUGUUGCUCUGCAUGUCCUGCGCGGGCACCCCGGACACAGGCAGCCUGGACACCACCACAGCAACCAGUGACCAACCGGCCCAGGCAACCAAGGCAGAGGAAGGAGCCCUCAGCAGUGACCCUGUGCUGAGCCGGGAUGAGCUUGAUGCGCUCCUGGGUGAGGGCACGUGGGAUGGGAUCUUGCAGUGGGCAUUCCAGAGCAUGGCACGGCCCCUCGCAGACACACACGGGCUCCGUGCCUAGUGCUGACUGUCCAGGUGGCAGCACCAACGUCACAGGAGAGCAUGAGCAGCCCCUGGAGCAGCUGUGCCACAGGAGGAACACAGGCAUCAUGGCACCUCCAGAAACCUGACAACAUAAACCACAGAGCCUCACAGAACACCACAAAGCACAUGGACAUGGCCUAAGGACAGAUAACAGCCACUGACCCUCAACAGAGCACAGGCACAGUGUAAAUGACACAAAGCAAUUGAAACAAUA
Myiozetetes cayanensis is the source of this 1668-nucleotide messenger RNA. It is a transcript of the gene AIRE, whose product is annotated as autoimmune regulator. The transcript has 12 exons. Gene Ontology annotation, molecular function: DNA binding; translation regulator activity; DNA-binding transcription factor activity, RNA polymerase II-specific. Gene Ontology annotation, cellular component: cytoplasm; nucleus. The record is from RefSeq and is a predicted model, not a curated record. NCBI's taxonomy places the organism in Eukaryota, Metazoa, Chordata, Aves, Passeriformes, Tyrannidae. Gene Ontology annotation, biological process: regulation of transcription by RNA polymerase II; humoral immune response. Bases 1 to 1431 code for a protein of 476 amino acids.